AUGGCAAUAUUUACUUCUAAAACCACAAAGAACUUCCAACAAAUUAUGACGAUCCCCAUGUUUCAGCGACUACCAGUGCCCACCAAUCGUUCUUUUCGUACUGCAAUCGCUUUGACCGUCCUUCUUGUGGCGAUGUGGACUGACGACUACCAGUACCAACCAAUCGAGCCACUAAGAAAACGCAACAGACUGUCUGCUUACUUCAUGAGAAUUGUGUCGUAUGAAAUUAUCGUCGGAUCAAUAAUCUGGACGCUGUUCAAUCAGGAGGAGGCUGAUGUCUACAACACCCUAACCAUUUUCGAGAUGAUCCUCGGGUUUAAUUGGAAUUAUUUUAUUUAUAUUCUUUACCGUCAAUAUAAAUAA
Messenger RNA from Caenorhabditis remanei, 363 nucleotides. RefSeq lists its product as uncharacterized. The record is from RefSeq and is a predicted model, not a curated record. Bases 1 to 363 code for a protein of 120 amino acids. The transcript has 2 exons. Lineage: Eukaryota; Metazoa; Nematoda; Chromadorea; Rhabditida; Rhabditidae.